GUGACAACUUCCGGAAGUAGCAUACGUCAUUCAUUGCCAACAGAUUGAUAUUUCGUCGCAUACACUAACUCUUGAUAGUAAAAUUCGUCGAUUUUAACGACGAAACGUGAUAAAAAACGUGCGAAAUAUUGUGAUAACUUCCUUUAGCGUUAGUAAAUCUAGUUCAAUUUUAAUAAAUUAAAAAUGUUUAUCUUGGAUUGGUUCACUGGUGUCCUAGGAUUUUUGGGAUUAUGGAAGAAAUCAGGCAAACUAUUGUUCCUGGGUCUAGAUAAUGCGGGCAAAACAACACUCCUGCACAUGCUGAAGGAUGACAGACUGGCACAGCAUGUGCCCACACUCCACCCCACAUCGGAGGAGCUGUCGAUAGGCAGCAUGCGGUUCACGACGUUCGACCUGGGCGGCCACCAGCAGAGCUGUUCAUGUGCUCGGUGCUGAAGCGGCAGGGCUACGGCGAGGGCUUCCGCUGGCUGGCGCAGUACAUCGACUGAGCUCCACAACACGCGGCUCGCUUAUAAUCGUAUGCUUUUAUCAUUCAACUACAGACGUAGCCGUCUUCAUAUAAAUUUGCUUUGAAACUUAACUACAUAAAUCUAAAGGUAUUUACAAAGUCUUGUAAAAUAUUCCAUCGAUGACAGUCUAUUUAAGUAAAAACGUAAUAUUUUGUUAUAUUUCUUUUACUAGCAUGUUAAGGAUCGGCUACGUUUAAGAAAUGGUCGAACGCGGCCGUUUGUAAGCAGCCCGCGUCGCUCGCCGCACUGCGCGUCUUAAGAGGCUCCCAUUUAUAUAACACUUAGCGUAUAUCUAAUAACUUCACAUACAAAAUAAAUAAGUAAAUUAUGUGUUCAAAUAUAAAUUGUUUAGAGAAUUUUAAACUCAUUCUAAGUACAAAAAUACUUAUCACUGCCAAAUGGCGUUUCAUAAAAUUGAUGCAUCAUGGCCGAAUACUGAAACCACUAAAUAUGUAACAUCGUUUUAAAUAUUAACAUUUACCUAUGCUUCAUUUGCUUGCAGUAUCUCUGGUGUUCAUGGCCGUCUAUGAGUAUAAAAAAUAUCUUUAAAAAAAACUCUUAAGGGCCUGUCCCACUAAGUAAGUUGUCUGAUAACAAUCCAACGUGUAAAGUAUGUGAUGGAAAUAUCGGAUUUUGUUUCCUUAUCUGACAGUGACGUCAUUUUUAAGCUAUCUGAGCCUCUAUCAGCCAGUGGUGGGACAGUUAAAUUUCAUUAUAAUUUUGAAGAUUGUAUGCUAGUGACUGAUUCAGUAUUCGGCUCAAGCAACGAUCUAUUCUGAGUUCAUAAAGUAUUUGUACUUAUGAAAUAUAUUUACAAUGUACUUAGAACAGUACAAAUAUAAAAUGGAGCUUGUUGAGAUGUGAGCAUUCGGUAGCGAGGUACACGAGCAGUCAACAUCUGCGAAUAGUUUAAGCUUAUGGUUAAUUUCAGGUUCCGAUACAAUGUAAAAUUACAAUUUGUAAACUACAUUAUUAAAGAUAAAAUUUUAAUGGCAAUCGAUAAAAAAAUACUUGUGUUAUCAUGUUGUAAAGAUUAGUUUUAUUAUGAAAAUGUCUAUAAUUUGGGAACCUCAUUUAUUUAGAACUAUAACCUAUUACUUAUGCAUCUCCACAAAUAAAAGGAAUGUUAUUCCUUCAUUGAUUUUAUGAGUUUUUUAUUUUUCGUUUGCAAUCAAGGUAGAAGCGCAACUGUACGGCCACUGGCAGUUUUUUCUCCAAAACGGACUUUGUCUCUUGUAAUUUAUUGACAUUAUGAAGUCAGCUCGGCCAACACGUGUUAUGUAAAAAUAUACAAUAAUAGAAAUAUUAUUUUAUAAAUAUUAAUUGCAGUUCUUAUUUAUUUCAUUCCAACUGUAUUGAGAAAUAAUUUUUGACCCAUCAUAUCUCAUUGUAUUAAAAGCGACAUCUGGUAUAUUUUUAUAUAAAAGUUUUCAAUUGUUUGUUUUAUUGUUAGAAAGUACAUAAUAAAUCUAUUAAAACAGGGAAAUGGCUCGUCAACUCCGCACCAAAAUAUACUACUACUAAGUACUUCCUGUAUUGUAGAAUCAUUUAUUUUAGUUUUAAUAUUAAUGAUAAAAAUUAUAAUCCUGACCGUAUUCCUAUGAAAAUACAAGGGAAGAAUACAAAUCGAAUUCACUGUACUGUUAAAAAAAUAAAAUCUUGUAAAAUCCGUAAUUUCUCAACAGAGAUUGUUUUGAAAUGGAAAAUAUCAAAAAAGAUGACUUGUUCGUUCGUAGAUUUUAUAAUUUAAAAUGAAUCCUUAAUGUAAUAGUGUAAUGAAUUUGAAGUAAGAUGUGAGAAUAUCAAGUUAGUCGAAUACAUAUGUAUUUUGUAGUGUAUUCGGAAAUAAUUGUUGAGACAAGCCAUUUCAAACCGCACUGUUGAGUUCAACAAACGUUGGCCCUCCAGCUUUAUUUAGGACAUUCUUCGAUUAUAUUAUUUGCAGUUAAGUAAACAAAAAACAAAGUUUGUAAUAAAAAUUUAUACAAAACAA
Molecule: messenger RNA, 2502 nt
Organism: Papilio polytes (common Mormon)
Lineage: Eukaryota; Metazoa; Arthropoda; Insecta; Lepidoptera; Papilionidae
Gene: Sar1
Product: GTP-binding protein SAR1b
Biological process (GO): vesicle organization; intracellular protein transport; endoplasmic reticulum to Golgi vesicle-mediated transport
Cellular component (GO): endoplasmic reticulum exit site; COPII vesicle coat
Molecular function (GO): GTPase activity; GTP binding
Source: RefSeq, a predicted model, not a curated record